This is a messenger RNA of Phragmites australis (common reed), 2201 nucleotides long. Its product is annotated as serine/threonine-protein kinase D6PK-like. Gene Ontology annotation, biological process: protein phosphorylation. The record is from RefSeq and is a predicted model, not a curated record. Bases 261 to 1964 code for a protein of 567 amino acids. NCBI's taxonomy places the organism in Eukaryota, Viridiplantae, Streptophyta, Magnoliopsida, Poales, Poaceae. The transcript has 3 exons. Gene Ontology annotation, molecular function: ATP binding; protein serine/threonine kinase activity. Gene Ontology annotation, cellular component: plasma membrane; nucleus; cytoplasm.
GUUUCUCCCAUUUAUUUCGCCCUUCCCUUCCCUCCACUGUCACCACCACCUCCUCCCCGUGGGGAACCGCCCUUCUCGAUCUCCUCCCCAACCAACCGGCGGCGGAGGCGAGCGGCGACGGAGGCGAGCGGCGACAUCGAGCUCCCGAGGCAGCAUCUUGAUUGGAUUUCGCCUCUCCGGUUCUUGAUUGGUCAGUCGCCCGUGGUGAUGGGAGGAGGCGUGUGGCUGUCUCCUUAAGGAAUUCUUAAGGGAAUUCUGUGAUGGCUUCGGAGGCCGCUCCUGAAAUAAUUGCCGAAAAGAAAUGCGAUAAAACCGUGGUGGAAUCCGCCGCGCCAUUGACUCCUCAGAGGCAGUCCAAGGGACCGACUGUGAAAGCAGGCCCUGCUUCGCCGAGUGAAACUGCAGCAGACGACGUAGCUGCAUCAAGUGGGGUGAAAGAACUCAGUAAGAAUAGCUGCAAUUCUGCUGAUGGUUCUGUGAAGCUGGAUGACAUUGAGUAUGCUGAGAAGAAUUCACUGUGUGGGAGUGUCAAGGAUAGCUCGGUAUCUGCUAAAUGCAGUGACAGAGCAAGCAACCUGUCGAAAGCCAGUGGGAGUGCAAAGGUCAGCGGCCAGGCUGCUGAUUUGAUCGAGAGCGACAAGAGUAGCCUUUAUCGGGCCAGUGGUGGCAGUGAUGUGAGCGAUGAGAGCACCUGUAGCAGCAUAUGCAGCAGUGUCAGCAAACCUCACAAGUCGAAUGAUUCAAGGUGGGAAUCGAUUCAGGCAGUCCGAACUAAAGAAGGAUCGAUAGGGCUUGGUCAUUUCAGGCUGCUCAAGAGGCUUGGCUGUGGUGACAUUGGCAGCGUGUAUUUAUCAGAACUUAGUGGCACAAAAUGCUACUUUGCCAUGAAGAUUAUGGACAAGGCAUCUCUCGCGAGCCGCAAAAAACUGCUGAGAGCACAGACUGAAAGGGAGAUAUUGCAGUGUCUGGACCACCCCUUUCUUCCAACAUUGUACACUCACUUUGAGACGGAUAAAUUCUCAUGCUUGGUGAUGGAGUUCUGCCCUGGAGGUGACCUGCAUACCCUAAGGCAAAAGCAGCCUGGCAAAUAUUUCCCUGAACAAGCUGCCAAGUUUUAUGUAGCAGAGGUGCUUCUUGCUCUGGAAUACUUACACAUGCUUGGUAUCAUAUAUCGUGAUUUAAAGCCAGAGAAUGUUCUUGUGAGAGAAGAUGGCCAUAUCAUGCUGUCAGAUUUUGAUUUAUCCCUCCGAUGUGCUGUGAGCCCUACUCUUCUCAGAUCUUCUAACCCCAGUGCGGAUAACGAAAAGGGCAAUCCAGCUUACUGUGUGCAGCCUGUGUGCAUUGAGCCAGCCUGCAUCCAGCCAUCUUGUGUGAUGACAACCACAUGCUUCUCUCCACGCUUUUUCUCCUCCAAGUCCAAGAAGGAGAAGAAGGCAAAAGCUGACCUGGCAAAUCAGGUCAGACCACUUCCUGAGCUCGUUGCAGAGCCCACAGAUGCAAGGUCAAUGUCUUUUGUUGGCACCCAUGAGUACUUGGCACCUGAGAUUAUAAAGGGUGAGGGGCAUGGAAGUGCUGUGGACUGGUGGACAUUUGGCAUAUUCUUGUAUGAACUUCUUUUUGGCAAGACACCAUUCAAAGGUUCUGGGAAUAGGGCAACAUUGUUCAAUGUCGUUGGACAGCCCCUUAGGUUCCCGGAAUCACCUGUAGUGAGUUUCGCUGCUAGGGAUCUGAUUAGGGGCUUGCUCAUCAAGGAACCGCAGCAUCGAUUAGCCUAUAAGCGUGGAGCCACAGAAAUAAAACAGCACCCAUUAUUCGAAGGUGUUAACUGGGCAUUGAUAAGGUGCGCUACGCCACCAGAUAUCCCCAAGCCAGUCGAGAUCCCUCGUGCAGUAGCCUCAUCAAGCCAGAAGGCUAUGCCAGCAGCUGAGAAAGGUUCAGACUAUCUUGAAUUGGAGUUCUUUUAGUGGAGUCAUCUAUGUAUCCCAUGUGCAAGCUGUAAGGUUCUUUCUUUUUCCCUUAGACUUUUUUUUUUCUGGAUUCUAAUAACUUUAUAUGUAGAUUCAUAUGCUCCUGUUGUCGUUUUUCUUUAAGUUCCUCAGUUCAUUUCAUUAGAUGGGAGCCUCAGUCUGGUGGAGUUUGUAAUCCUUCAUUGGUUACCUUGCACUAGGUUUCCCCAAUAACAUGGAAACAUUUUUGUUCAA